Phytophthora infestans T30-4 is the source of this 694-nucleotide messenger RNA. Its product is annotated as SCP-like extracellular protein. Bases 284 to 694 code for a protein of 136 amino acids. Lineage: Eukaryota; Oomycota; Peronosporomycetes; Peronosporales; Peronosporaceae. The transcript has a single exon. The record is from RefSeq and is a predicted model, not a curated record.
GCGUCUCUAAAGACACUGUAUUUAUAGUCAAGACCACAUUACCAAGAGACAAUCUCCAACUGGUUGAAUCUCGUGGCGGCGGAGCACGGUUGAUGAAAUCAGAGAUGUAAUCCGACGCGCGCUCUUUGCGAUGCCAUCUCAUUCUUCAAAUAUCCGCUUCCAAUUACAACGCCACUCAAUAAUCAUGGUCGCCAUCGUCCAGUCCUCGCUCUUUCUUCUUCUCGGUCUCGCCGCUGUUUCCGACGCCGCCAACCUUCGUCAAACGAACCGCAACCUUAGUGAAAUGACAGCCGCACAGGCCAGCGCUCUACUAGCUCGUGUCAACAAGGAACGCGCUGCCCACGGCCUACCAGCACUUUGCUCGAACAAGAAGCUGCAGGCUGCAGCACUGCGUCACAUCAAGGACCAGUCCAAGACGGACUACGUGUCGGACACCGGAACCGACGACUCGACCCCGAAGCAACGUGUCACUGAUGCUGGGUACAAGUGGCAAAGCGUGGCUGAAAGUAUUGACGCAGGGAACACCAAUUCAGAUGCUGUAGUGGACUGGUGGAUGAAGGGAGCAAGCCGCGACAACGUGCUGGGUAAGUACACCAUGGCGGGCACGGCGUAUAUGUACAACGAUAACACUUACAGCAAGCACUACUGGGUGCAAGUCUACGCAACUGGAAGCUCGGAAGAAUGUGAUGCUUAG